AUGAUCAACAAGUCCAUUAAGCAGAUCAGCGACUUCGAGGACCUGACUCAGGCAGUGGAGGCCGCGAUCCCCGAGAGCAGCACCUUCAUGAAUCAGGCCAACCUCAACUUCGAGCCCGAGCUGGACCACCUCAAGGAGGACGAUCGAGCGGAAAAGAGCUUGACCAACAUGGAGAUCGUGACGCUCAUGGGUUCCCAUCUGCUGACGAGGAUGGGACAGCGAGAAGUGCGGGGCAAGCUUCAACACUCAGCACCUCUCGUGAUAGUUAUCAAGCCUCCGAAGGACAUCUACAACGCCAAGUUAAAGGAGAAGAUCAGCAAGGAGAUGCUGACGUACUUCUACUACGAGCAGGACAUGAACUCCAGGGACUGGGAGGAUCCCCUUAUCAAGAAGCUCAAGCGUCUACCAGACGUCGGCGAGGACGGAGCGCUUCGGAAGGGCCGCAAGUACUUCUCCAAUCUACCCAAUGAGGCCAUCGAGUACGCCAAGUUGUUGAGCCAGGAGUUCGUGAAUCGACCACCUCACACCGCCCUCGGGGACACCGACGACUCCCUACAGGAGCUGGUUGGGGCGCUAGUUCGGACGAUCAUCAAGAUGAAGACCACGAAGGAGCUCGGGAAGCACACCGAGGACAAGUGUACAGCAUGCUGCGCGGCACCUACGACACCAACAACGGCACCAAAAGACGAGAAGAGCACGGACCCUCACGUCAAGCAGCAGGUUCGCAAGAUCCAUGAGAACAUGGGCUACUGCAGCAACGAGAACCUGGUCAUGGUGCUGAAGUACGGCAAGGCCAGACAGGCCUUCAAUGAGGCGGCGCAGAAGCUCGGGUGCCCGAGCUGCGAGGCGAAUAAGAGGCCGAAGCUCGCGAAGCCCUUCAAAGCUCCGACUACCUACCAGUUCAGCGAUGUCAUCGGCAUGGACAUCUUCUUCGUGUUGGGACCCGAGAACACCGCCGAGGUGCCCAUGCUGAAUAUUGUCUGCCACGGUACUGGACAUCAAGUUGCGAUACCUCUACCGGGUCGACAUGGCCUUCAGAUACGACGUCAUUACCGCGCAUUCUGGAAGCGUGUCUACGGGGUGCCACGCAUGAUAGUCAUUGAUGGCGAGAAAGGCUUCUCUGCAGGUGAGUUUCCAGAAGCUGCUGAAGGAGACGGUUCCGGGAUCAAGGUGACGAGUGCCGCUUCACCAUGGCAGGCGGGCAAGACCGAGCGCGCUGGAGGCACCUGGAAGGAGACCUUCUACCGAACCAGGCAGAAGUUCAACACCAACAACUGGGAGGACUUCUACGAGCUCGUGGAUGCGGUCAACGUGGCGAUGGGCGAGAGCGUUCGCCGAGGAGGCUUUACACCUUAUCAGAGAAUUUUCGGACGACCAUCUCGACUUCCUGAGAAGAUCUUAGAAGAAGGAUCACCAAGUUUGUCAACGGUCCCCAGAGCGAUGAACGGUGACACCGAGUUGGCCAGGAGCAUCGACAUGCGCAAGGCCGCCAUGGCUGCCUACAUCGAGGCCGAGUGUUCAGAGAAGUGGAGACGGGCGCUUCAGAGGAGGACGAGACCUACAAGAGGCACCAUUUGUCAGCCAGGAGAUCGGUGUUAUUUCUGGCGAAGCAGUACUGACAAGCUGCCAACCAGUUCCUGGCAUGGACCUGCACGUGUCAUCCAGGUAGAGCUGCCUAGUACAGUGUGGUGCUCAUAUCAGGGAGGUCUACUCAAGCGCUCACCUGAACAGCUUCGACAUGCUAACGAGGCCGAGGUCGCAGCCUGGGAGCAUAUCGACAACGCCAUGAAGGAGGAGCUGAACACCGAGAACAGAGGACGUCGUAAAGACGAAGACCUCACUCGACAAGAUCAGCCACCAGACGAUCUCGAAGUGCCUCACGUUGCUCCACCAGAGCCGGCUGCGGAUGAUCAAGGAGCUGCCUCACAGCCGCCCAUCACAGAGAUCGAGAAGGCCGCGGAUGUCAACCCAGAGCUGAUUCCCAUGGCCCCCAAGUACUACGAUCAUCUAGACGACGUGCCGUUUUCGAUCAAAGAGAACGUCGACAGUCCGACCUCAGCCAUACCAGUCCGCGAGCGGAUUGCCGUCAUCGAAGAGAAGGUCAACAAGGAGGCGGAGGCACCACCCAAGAAGAAGGUCAAGAAAGUGAAGGCACCAGUCGUCAGCUCAGUCAUGCUCACCAACACCAAUCAACGACUUCGUAAGGAGUUCACCGAGAAGUCGCUUCUGAACACCUACAAGCACCAGCCCUACAUCGCAGCUAAGCGCAGAGAGUGGGGCAACAUCAAGAAUGCACAAGCAAUUCGACUACUUCCACCUGCUGAAGCCGAUAAAGUACGUCAGGAUCCCGAUCGAGCUUCCAGGAUCAUGGGCUCUCGCUGGGUGCUCACCGACAAGGGCGGCAAUCCGGAGGAGGUCGACGCUAGUAAGCGGCAGUUGAUGUUCAUGAGCGACGGCACCUGGAGGAUGGCAAAGGCUAGCUGGACCGUUCAAGGACACACCGACCCCGACCUGCUCGAUCUUGAGACCUACAGCCCAGUCGUCGGCAAGGACUCCGUGUUCCUGAUCUUGCAGAUCCUGUGCUCUACCAAGCGGACCUUGCAGCUAGCGGACAUCACUUCGGCCUUAACCGCUGGAGAUCCACUCGAUCGGUCUCAAGGCAGUCUUUAUGUGGAGCCACCUCGCACUGGGAUUCCUGAUGUGGAGGGCGGUUCGCUGGUGGAGUUACUCGAGGCAGUGUAUGGCCUAGGCGAUGCUCCACUACAGUGGCUAUCAGCUUCAACCAAGUACGCCAAGGAGAUCGGCCUCCAGGGAUCUAUCUUCGACAUCUGCGUCUUCUACCUGAGAGACGAGAAGGGACUUCACGGCAUCAUGGGCCUCACGGUGGACGACAUCGUGGGCGGUGGAGACGUUCUAUUCGACACUGCCUGUCAGAAGCUACGAGAAAGGUUUCCUUUCGGAGCGUGGCGCCACAAGAGCGGGAAGUACACCGGUAAGGAGCUACAGCAGAACGAGGACAACACCGAGAUCACGAUAUCCCAAAGCUUCAGUUCGAGCAGCAUCCAGCUACUAAUCAACAUAGCCACUGAACGUCGUAAAGGGCCUCAUUCUGCAGUUUCACCUGAAGAACUCCACCAAGCACGAAGUUUGUGCGGUUCAAUUUCGUUUCUGGCCCGUGAGAGCAGGCCCGAUUUAUCUGGUCCAGUGUCCCUACUCCAAGGAAAGAUGCCCAACCUGGUGGUGGGCGACUUGCUGGAGACGAACCGCAUCGGCAGGAUGACCAAUGAAUUCAGCUCGGUGAUUCUCAAGAUCAAGCACAUCCCAUUUCACGAGAUGGCUUUUGUAGUUUUCAAUGACGCGGCCUGGGCAAAUGCCAGAGAUGGAGCUUCACAGGCUGGAUGCAUCGUGUUCGCCACACAGCGCAAUAUUCUCAAAGGUGAGCCCGCCAUCAUCUCGAUCCAGUCCUGGAAGAGUCACAAACUUAAAAGGAAGUGUGCUCACCAGUUCGGUGCCGAGAUGCCGGCGAUUUCAGAGGGAAUGGUGAUGGGAGAGCUCAUUCGCACCAUGUUGCUCGAGAUUAUGGACAGCGGGUUCGACCUGAUGAGGCUCUACAUGCUAGCAUCUAUGUUUCCAGUGAUCAGCGCCGCCGACUCCAGAGGCGGCUACGACCACGUGACCAAUCCCAAGGCAGGCUUGGCCGAGGACAAGCGCGCCGCCAUCGACGUAGCCAUCGUUCGAGCAGCCAUGCAACGACCAGAAGUUCACCUUCGGUGGAUCGAGGGCACCAGCCAGCUCACCGAUCCACUCACCAAGCGUAAGGGCGAGAGCGCCCUACUACGACAAGCUCUACAUGACGGAGAAUACGGCAUCAUCGCAGACAGCAUCGUGCUUCGCCGACGGUACGAGGACAGAGUUCGACGCCAGAAAAAGGAGCCAGCCAAUUUCGCCGUGACCAGCUGCUGCUUCUCUGGGCUCCACCUCUACGAGAUGGACUGCACGGGCACUUUAGGUGCCACCAGCAACGUGGACGAUCUCAACUACGAGCCCGAAGCCUACAAGCGCCUCAGGGAGACCCAGCAGAUCUUCCGAGAGAGGCCCGAGGCUAGCCGCUUGAACCAGGCGGGAAUGAGGUCGAGGAGUUGCACGGGUUCUGAGCAGUAG
Molecule: messenger RNA, 4161 nt
Organism: Prorocentrum cordatum
Lineage: Eukaryota; Dinophyceae; Prorocentrales; Prorocentraceae
Source: the annotation of a GenBank genome assembly